Aethina tumida (small hive beetle) is the source of this 4826-nucleotide messenger RNA. Its product is annotated as protocadherin Fat 4. Gene Ontology annotation, molecular function: calcium ion binding. The transcript has 29 exons. The record is from RefSeq and is a predicted model, not a curated record. NCBI's taxonomy places the organism in Eukaryota, Metazoa, Arthropoda, Insecta, Coleoptera, Nitidulidae. The coding region runs from base 1 to 4728 and encodes 1575 amino acids. Gene Ontology annotation, cellular component: plasma membrane. Gene Ontology annotation, biological process: homophilic cell-cell adhesion.
AUGUGUGACUCGCCCAUCACUAAUACCAACUACGAUGACACAACUGUUGUAAGUAUUCAGUUUGUGGGGCUGGAUACUUUCGAAUUUAAACAAGAAGAAGUAGAUAAUGAAAUAAAAGUGAUUGCAACUAGUGCAUUUGAUUAUGAAAAUAUUGUUAGUGAACAUAAAUUAAUCGUUUUGGAUGAAAAUGUUGGUAACAUUGUUAAUGUUAUAUUACACAUUAAUAACAUAGAUGAUACUGCUCCCGUUAUUAAGGGUGGUUCCUGUAAAUUGGAUGAAACAAAACUAUAUACCAAGGAUGAUACACCGUGUGUUUUUGAACUAACAGAUGCUGAUCAAAUGAAUAUGGAUAAAAUGAAGUUUAUUUUUUCGGAACCAGCUUUCAACAUCGACUUCAAAAGUGCACCUACCGCUACUGACAAAAGCAGUAAUAUAGCUGUUGCAACAGAGUAUGAAUUGAAUUAUAAAGAACAACAGGUUUACAUUAUUGACUUAACAGUUCAGGAUUUUGGAAAUAAUGAAGGCUCUGCACAGAUUAUAAUUAAUGUAAAUGACCUUCCUAAUGAACCACCAGUUUGGCAAAAACAAUUAAUUAGUAAAAAAAUUAAAGAAAAAGAAGCACACAGUUAUAUUAUAUCUGCAAGAGACGGAGAUUAUGGAAUAAAUAACCCCAUAAAAUUCAAAAUUAAUCAACCUGGAGAAUACAUAACAUUGGACGAUACCGAGAAUUCUACUCAAGUACAUGUAGCUGCUAUUGAUAGAGAUGCAACUAAUCUAGAUGAAUAUAACUUCACUAUUAUAGCUUAUGAAGUAGGCGAUGAAACUAGUACACUAUCAGAUGAGAUACUUUUUAUUAUUGAGGAUAUAGAUGAUAAUGAUCCUCUUAUAUCUUUAGAAAAGAUAUCUGACAUACAAUGCUCUGAUUCCAACAUCCAAACAAUUGAGACACAUCAAUAUAAUGAUGAUCAAUCGGUAACCUUAAACAUUUGCGAAAAUUUUGAUCAAUCACUGCCUUUAAAUCUAACAGUAAAAGAUAGAGACACGGGUAACAAUGCACGUUUUAAAGUACAAUUAGCAGAAACCAAAACUGGUAAUGAAUACACAUCAGCAUUUAAAAUUACACCAAAUGCUGGAUAUUUAAUCGAGACUUUUGACAUAUCUGUAUCAAAUCAAAGUAAGUUAAACUACGAGGGAGAUGAAUUGUGGAGAAAAAUAGAAUUUAAGAUGGUAUCCGUAAGUACAAAUAACGAUACCAAAAGGGAUGAGUGGACUAUAAAUAUAAAUCUUUUGGACUAUAAUGACGAAUCCCCUAUGUUUGAAAGUAGUUCAUAUAAUUUCAAUCUGGAUGAAACAGCAAAAUUGGGUGAUCAAAUAGGCAAAGUCGUAGCCUCUGACGCCGAUGAGGGAGAUAUAGUUACAUAUAAAAUUAGUGGAAGCUUAGCUGAAGACUGUGUAGAUAUAGAUAAAAAUGGCAUAUUAACUGUUAAAAAAGAAAAUGCUUUUGAUUAUGAUGUACUAAACACUUUAAUGUUCCAAGUUAUUGCUAGUGAUUCAGUCCAUGAAAAAUCAGCUUCAGUCACAAUCAAUUUAAUUGAUAAAAAUAAUAAACCACCAUCUGUAAAUGUGAAUCAAACCAUAGAAAUCGACGAAAAUCAAGAAAAAGACAAAAUUCUAGAUGUCGAGAUAACAGCAUCAAGUACAUUUGCUGAAGCCAAAUUGGGAGCUGAGAUAGACUGGGAUCAAUCAUCUGUUCGUAAAAAUUAUCAGAUAAUAAAAAUGGAAGACAAGAUGAAAUGUUUGAGCUUGGUAAUAAACGAAGAUGAAGGAAAUAAAUUAUCCAUUGGUCUAAAAAUAAAUAAUGAUUACGGUCCAGAUUUCGAAGAAAUUGACACUAUAAACAUGAUGUUAAUUAUAAAUAAUCCCAACUUCGACAAAGAUUUUCCUGAAGCUGCUAUGACUAAAUUGACAAUCGUUAUUAACAUUAAAGACGUUAAUGACAAUCCACCAGAAUUUACAGAACAAACUAAAUUACUUAAUAGAACAGUAAGCGAAGGAGCUGCAGCAGGAACAUCUGUGCGUACCAUAAUUGCCAAAGAUAAAGAUAUUAAUAGUAAUAUCACAUAUAGUAUUGAACCAAAAGACAUUUCAUAUGAUUGGAUAACUGUUGAUCAAUAUAGCGGAGAACUUACAGUGAAACCAGGUAGUGAUAUUGAUGCUGAUACAAAUAAAAUAGAAUAUAUACAUUAUACUGCAACAGCCUAUGAUGAUGAUGAAACUCACAAGGACUCUAUUGAUAUCGAUAUAUAUAUACUAGAUGAAAAUAAUAAAAAACCAACUCUCGAUGAUUCCAAUAAAAAUAUUAAAGUAGUGGAAGAAACUGCUGAUGGUCAAACAGUAUACAUCAUAAAAUACGAAGAUAAAGACAGAGAUGUUUCAUAUAAUACUGUGGAGUGUCAACUAGUCGAAGGAUAUGAAUGUUAUCAACAAUUAAGCAUUAAUUUUACGGGUAGAGACAAUCAUUUAAUUAUAAAGGAUCGUAUUGAUAGAGACGUUAUGACACAUAAUAACAUUGACUGUUAUAUGAAAUGCUGGGAUAACCCGGACUUCGCCAAUAAUAAAAUACGAAAUAAUGUUGAGCAGGAAUUUACCAUCACUGUAGAGGAUAUUAAUGAUAAUGAACCAACAUUAGAUAUCUCUAGCUUCUCUUUAUGCGAAAAUGAUAUUAAAGACAAAGAUCUAAUUACUUUCACUGCUAGUGAUCCAGAUGAAGGUCUUAAUGGUACAGUCCAAAUUAUACUUAAAAAAGUUAUAAGAAAAGAUGAUCAAGAUUUUACUAAUAAAUUCACAAUCAUAUCUGAUACGAAAGAGGGAAAUAAAAAUGGAGUUUUACAAUCCAAAGUAGAUUUAAAAGACUAUUAUGGGACUUACAUUAUGACAAUAAACCUUGAGGAUCAAGGUACUCCGCCACUAAGUUCAUCAAAAGACAUAACCAUGAUAAUCAAUAAAUAUGUUUUCAAUCCACCGAGAUUUAUAUUUCCAGAUAAAAAUGAUAUAAAAGUUGAACUGAAAAUGGAUCAAACAGAAGGGAAGCCCCUAAAAUUAUUAAAAAAUAAUGAAGAUUUGGAAAAUAUCGAAGCAAGUUAUUUAUCUGAUGGAAAAUGCAGUGAAGAAAAUAAUAAAUUUCCUAUUAAAUUUAGUAUAACAGGUGGCGAUAAUAGUGGUAUGUUUAAGUUAAGUACAGUUGGAACUUGCAGUGCUCAACUUCAAAUUACAAAUAAGUUUAAACCCAUUAACGGGGAAGAUUACGAUCUUACCAUAGAAGCAACAAUUGUAAAGGGAGAGGGAGAUGAGGGAGACAAUAUUACCACAAAAAUUAAUUUAAUUCUAGUGUUCAUUGAAAUAACAGAUCCUUGGUUUGUAAAUUCAGACAACGUGACACUCUCAAUGUUCGAAAAUGAUGAGACCCAGGUUAGCGCCCUUAAUACUACCGUAACUUAUGGAUCCGAAACAGCAGAUCUGGACUACUACUUCCACUUGAAGGAAUAUGAAAAUUUAUUUGCUGUUUCUAAAACAUCAGACAAUAUUUAUAUAAACACUCAAGUGAAACUGAAGUAUGAAGUACAUAACAAUUACGACUUCACUAUUGUAGUAACCAGAUAUGAAAACAGUAAUGAAAGUCAAGAUAAAAGAUCUUAUAAAAAUAUAAACAUUGAGGUGAUAGACACUAAUAAUUAUCCUCCAUACUUCAUUGAAGAUGUUUAUCUUGGUGCAGUUAUGUAUCAAUACAAAAUGGAUACUGUUAUUACUGUUAAUGCUAAUGAUACUGAUACUGUUGGUAACAUACUUACUUAUAAAAUGUCGAACGUUCAAGCGACAGGAAAAAAUAUUGACAUUGAUAAACCAUUUUCUAUAUCUAACACAUCUGGCGACGUAAAGCCAAAUUUUGAGGUUACUGAAAACAUGGAAGGAUAUUUUACUUUUACUGUGACUGUAACUGACACAGUAGACCCAUAUGGAAAUGGACCUUAUGAAACAACCACACCUGUAACAAUUCUUGUAAUUUCACAAAACAAUAUUUUAAUAUUCCGUUUUGACAACGAUGAAAACACUAUUAUAAAUCAGAAGACAAAGAUUCUCGAUAUAGUAGAAAGUGUCUUAGGAUAUCAGGCAAGAUCGAUUUCAAUUACACAAAAUAAAGUAACAACUUAUGUGGAUGUAUCUAUGUACUUCAUUCAGAACAAUGCCGCACUUUUAGCGUCUGAUGUAUUAAAGGAAUUAUCAGACGUGAAAAAAUUUAGAACAUUGAAAGAAGAACUUCGAAAUGAGUCCUUGUUACUUCUUAAUUUUGAAUCUGAUGCAAAUGAAGAGGACCUCACUGCACUCCUCAAAGCAUGGCUUAUCAGCGUUUCCGUUAUUCUAGGAGCAUUAUGCAUCAUAUUAAUAGUUGUGUUUAUAUUAAGAAAUCGCCAAUUAACACGACGGAUAAGUCAACUCACUAACAACAAAUUUGGCUCCGAUGAAUCAAUCAAUAAAAGGAGAACAGUUAAUGCACCUGGUACGAAUUUACAUGCAUCGGAAGGUACAAAUCCGGUGUUAACAAAACAAGAUCACGAUAAUGAAAAAGUCGAUAAAAUAAGUGUUGCUAGUGUUGACAGCGGCGAUUCAGAUUUAAUGGGAAUUGAGGAUAAUGGCCAAUUUGAAUUUAAUACAAACUCUCCAGGAAUUUAAGUGGUGUAUAUGAUGUUAUUUUUAUUGUAUAUAUGUAAAUAAAAAAUUAUAAAUAUUUAUAUAGACUGUAUAUGUUUGAAUAAAUAGAAAUAAAUAUA